AUGUCUGAAGAUUUACCUUCGGAGCUCGAUGUGAAGCUGCUGAAUGCAAAAUACGUUGAAUACAAGCUGGCUGCUGAAAGAGAAGAGGAGGAGAGCUUGAAAGAGACGCUUUUUGAUGAGGAGGACUACGAUGGGGCAGAAGAUUACGACGAAGAAGACGAUGAUGACGAUGAUUAUAUUGACAACUAUGAGCCGCAAAUGAAACAGUCUCCUAAUCGAUUGCUCAAACUGGUGCUGAGAUCAAUAUUCAAGCUGAGGAAACACUGGCUGUUGACAUCACUAGGAAUCUCAAUCCUGGUGGUAAAUUGCUUUAUAUGGAGUUCUGCGUGGAACAUUUCGCAUCCUUCCACCCAGAUCGUGUCGAACGUCUCAACUUUUGGUGAUAUAACCAAAUCAAUACAUAACUUGCAAUGGCAAAUCAAUGAGCUGAACAACAGGCAAAAGUCCAAGUUUCAGGACUUGCGGAACUACAUCGAUCUCAAGAUGGAUGAAGUUUCAUCAAAGUUUAAGAAAGUGGACCAACAAGUUGACGAUAUCAAGAGGUCCAAUGAAGCUUUGCUCUCUCAGUUGAAUGCACUCUCGUUGGAUAACAUCCAAGUUGAGUUAUCUAAAAUACCCGUGAUUAUAGACGACGAUAAGAACAUUCAACUGUUACCAGAGUUCAAGGAUUAUCUACAGUCCUAUAUCAAAUCUUCGUUGUCUUCGAAUGAAGUACAGAGACAAUUCCAGCUCAAUCUACAAGGCUUCAUCUCGGAUUACACGCAGGAGAUUAUCCAUUCCAAAGUUGGAUUUAUGAACAGAGAAGAGAUCCUGAAAUUGAUUUCCCUACAGUUCCAGGAAAACAAGAGGAAAUUGAUUGACGAGAUCAAGCAGCUAACAACGAGAUCCCUAAGGCCAAAAGAAGUACCAGAAAAGCUGGUUUCUAGUUCGGGAUAUGUUAAACAGGAUAAAGUGGAUUAUGCACAAUCCUCAAACGGUGCUCGUAUCAUCAACUACCUCUCCUCUAAAACUUUUAAACCACGUACAAAAUCCAAGUCUUGGCUUCUAAGUGUCUUUUCUGCUUCGAGCCCAACCACCAAUAACCACAAUGCCAAUGGCUAUGAAAAUCAAGAUCCAGAUAAUUGGGAUGAUGUCAACCCUACCUCUCCCUUCAUCGUCUUGACACAAAACGAUGGGUUUUGGAAAACUGAAGAUAUUAACGGCACCAUUGGUAUCAAAUUCUUAGAACCUAUCUAUAUGGAUGAGUUCCUAUACGAGCACAAGAGAGUAUUCAAUAGUGCUCUGUUGACGUCAUGUCCAAAAGUCUUGUCUAUCUGCGUGCAAAGUGAUGACGACGCCUACCUACAAGAACACACCCCAUUCGCAAACGAACAGAGAGGGGAUAAAUAUACCAAGGUCUUGGAGUUGCACUAUGAUCUUAACGAUGAUGCUAUACAACAUGCUGAAGUACCUAGUUGGCUCAAGAAGGUGCUGAUCAAAUCUAUGAUUGUUAAAAUAGAUGGGAACUAUGGUAACGAUUUCUUUACAAGUUUGUACAAAUUUCACAUCCAUGGCAUCACUAGAUUUGACGUUCUUAGUGUGGAGAAGCUUAUGCAAAACACCGAGAUUAGUGAGGCUGUGAAGAGAGGUUUCAGAACUACGGUGAACAGCUUUGGGUCUGACGAAAGGACUUAA
This is a messenger RNA of Williopsis jadinii, 1674 nucleotides long. It is a transcript of the gene MPS3, whose product is annotated as Mps3p. Gene Ontology annotation, biological process: nuclear envelope organization. The transcript has a single exon. Bases 1 to 1674 code for a protein of 557 amino acids. The record is from RefSeq and is a predicted model, not a curated record. Lineage: Eukaryota; Fungi; Ascomycota; Saccharomycetes; Phaffomycetales; Wickerhamomycetaceae. Gene Ontology annotation, molecular function: protein-membrane adaptor activity. Gene Ontology annotation, cellular component: nuclear envelope; meiotic nuclear membrane microtubule tethering complex.